Molecule: messenger RNA, 205 nt
Organism: Parnassius apollo (apollo)
Lineage: Eukaryota; Metazoa; Arthropoda; Insecta; Lepidoptera; Papilionidae
Source: the annotation of a GenBank genome assembly
AUGUUUGGUUAUUGUCAACCGUACAAACUACUCGUAGUAUUUCCAAUUCCUGGAAAAAGUCAUUCAAUACUUGGCCAUGCAUUUGUUAAACAUUUGCUAAAUGCUGGACAUGAAGUUACGUAUAUAACACCGAUACCAAUAAUUGAUGUUGAACCAAGACUGACACAAAUUAACGUUGAAUCUAACCACAAUAACUUUCCUGCAG